AUGAACCAGUGGUUGUGGCCCAACGAAGCAGUAAAAGCGACACCAUCAAUUUUAGCAGGAUUAACUCGAGAAAAAGAAGCGUGCUAUCGUCGAGAAGGUUGUAAAAUUAUUUCUGAAGUUGGAUCUCAGUUAAAAUUCAAGGCAAAUCCGACAAUAGCGACCUCUUCGAUAUAUUUCCACCGGUUUUAUAUGUUGCAGUCGUUUCAAAAUUUUCCCAGAGAGAUUACCGCUUUGGGAUGUUUAUUUUUAGCCGGAAAGGUUGAAGAGACGCCAAAAAAAUGCAAAGAUUUGUGUAAUAACGCGGUUUCAAGGUUUCCGGAAAUUUUCAGCAAAUAUUCAAACCUUGCGGACGAUGUAAUGGCAAUUGAGCGGGUUUUACUGCACGUUCUGAAAUUCGAUCUUCAAGUUGAUCUGCCCUAUGACGCCCUAUUAGAAUACGGCAACUUGUUCCCGAGUUUAACAAAGGAACAGAUUAAAGAAGUCACACAAAUCGCGUGGACGUUUGUGAAUGAUAGUUAUUACACAACGUUAUGUGUAACCACAGAUCCUCAAAUGAUAGCCAUAGCCUUAUUACACCUUGCCUUCACUGUCAAAUCCAUCAAUCCGGUCGUCGAAGGCGCAGAUCCGUGUUGGUGGUCAGGAGACGUCGCUAAUUGGCCAACAGAAGCUGUUGAUAAAACAUGUCAUUUGGUUCUUGACUUCUACGCGGCGACGAAGGAUUCGCCGGUGCUACAGGAUGGCAAACUUCGGCCUUGA
Molecule: messenger RNA, 756 nt
Organism: Caenorhabditis bovis
Lineage: Eukaryota; Metazoa; Nematoda; Chromadorea; Rhabditida; Rhabditidae
Source: the annotation of a GenBank genome assembly